AUGGGUAAUGUAUUCCCUUGGAUCUCUUGGCAUCUCUGGACCACGAGGAACAAACUCAUCUUUGAUUCCAGAUCUACUACUCCACAUGAAGUUGUGGUACAAUCGAUCUGCGCCAUGAGAGAUUGGGAAUCAUCCCAAUCAUCUCUCCCCUCUGCUGCCCUCAAACAGUUACCACCGACGCCACCGCCGAUUAUUCCGACAGCUACAAUCUUCUGCAACACGGACGCGGCUUGGAAAUCGGACUUCAACUCGGCUGGUCUCGCCUGGAUCUUCUCUGAUCAAUCAGGCCUGGAGAUUGCUAGCUCUUCAUCAGCACAAGAUCAUGUCGCCUCCCCAUGCAUGGCUGAAGCCAUCGCAAUCCGAGAUGCCCUACUCCACGCGGCUUCUCUCAACUACUCCCACAUCUGUCUGAGAACAGAUUCUCAAGUGAUUGCCCAAGCAAUCAACAGGAGAUCAUCGACGAUGAAACUCUACGGCUAUCAGACAUUGACUCCCUUAUCUUUUCAACCUCUUCGCCUUUUGUUUUUUGCUUCGUUGUUUUCAUUCCCCGUACGGCCAAUGGGCCUGCAGACCAGCUAG
This is a messenger RNA of Brassica oleracea var. oleracea, 579 nucleotides long. RefSeq lists its product as uncharacterized. Gene Ontology annotation, molecular function: nucleic acid binding; RNA-DNA hybrid ribonuclease activity. Lineage: Eukaryota; Viridiplantae; Streptophyta; Magnoliopsida; Brassicales; Brassicaceae. The transcript has a single exon. The record is from RefSeq and is a predicted model, not a curated record. Bases 1 to 579 code for a protein of 192 amino acids.